AUGAGUAUGGGUGGCACUCUAGAUAAGGGGGCCCAUCACCAGGCCUUGGACCUGUCUGAAGAACUGCCUACUCAUCAUCACCAUCACCAUACCAACCCCCAUCAGCAUCUCCAUCACUCAAACUCCCUUGCCUCUAUCAUGGCUGUGGGGACUUGUUCCAAAAGUCCUUUACGUUUGGUCAUACCUCCUCCUUAUUCUGCAGAUGAGAGUGGGGGUGCCGGGAGUGAAGCACCCUUAGAGCUGCGGGGCUCCCUGGAUUGCUGGGCCUGCUCUGUGCUGGUGACAGCCCAGAACUUGGUUAUUGGUGUAAUCAACACCUGCCUAGCCGGACUGGUGUUUGGGACUAUCCUUACACCUGCAAUUGUCAUGGUGGCAUUUGGCUUCCUCUGUCACUCAACAGUAAGUAAAGGGCAAACAGGCAAAGGAGUUAGUGCACACAGUGUGUGCAUAUCACAGGAAUCAGGUUUUGAUUUUGGUGACACCUAGCAGUCACACUGUAGGAUUUCUCAUUUGUAAGCAAAACAUGUCUUCACUUAUGACACUUUCCAUUCCAGCUCCAGGCUUUCACUGAUUUUGUUGUUGCAUUUACAAAAAUGUUGUUCAAACUCAGACAGAAAUAAUCUUUCAUCAUACAAAGCUGCUAUAGGAGGUUUCCACUUGACGUUAUUUCCGUGUUACGUGGCACGCGCGCAAUACAGAUGGAGGGCAGGAAGUGAGUUGCUGCUGUAGAGACCAGCAACAUGCUGAUGUUUUGCUCCGUUUAUGGCUGCUCGAAUCGAUUGAACAGGCCAUUUCAGAGCUUGAUAACGAGCUGAUCAUUUGAAUCAGGUGUGCUGGAGCAGGGAAACAUCCAAAACAUGCAGGACGGGGGGCUCGAGGACUGGAUUUGAGAACCACUGGCCUAUGGUCUGGAGGAGCUGCGUCGGAUAAUGCCCGUGUGUGCAGUGACCUUUGUCAAAGGUAAUGACUCAUUUUUAGCCCGUAGUUAAAUUCUUUAAUUUUGAAAUUGAGUCGUGUCAAAUGGUGUAGGGAGGGGGAUGCUGAGCGGCCGGACGCGCCGGGAGUGCCCCAGAGCUCCGGAGGGGGCGGACGGGGAAAAAGGGGGUCCUUUCGGCCCCUAUCCCCGCUCCCUGCCCAACCCCCAUCUUCCGACUACGACCUCAGAUCAGAUCAGACGACCCGCUGAAUUUAAGCAUAUUACUAAGCGGAGGAAAAGAAACUAACCAGGAUUCCCUCAGUAGCGCCAAGCGAAGAGGGAAGAGCCCAGCGCCGAAUACCGUGGACGGUGUGAGGCCGGUAGCACCCCCCGUCGCGCCGGGGUACGGUCUUCUUGGAGUCGGGUUGUUCGGGAAUGCAGCCCAAAGCGGGUGGUAAUCUCCAUCUAAGGCUAAAUACCAGCAUGCAUCUAAACCGGCGCAUCUCCUCCAUUGCAGUUGGUCACUUGCUGCUCUCCAUUUGGUCCUUGCGCAAAGUCAGGAUCACGUGACUGAAAACCUCCUAUUAUGGCAUCCAUAAUAAAUGCUUAAUACCUGAGUCAGCUAUGAGAAAAAAAAUCACUUGUUUGCAUUUUCCAAGCAUUUGCUUGAAAACCAGUGGAAAACCAUUAUUUUUACAAAAAAUGACAAAAAAGACAAACCACUUUACUGUGCUGCACAGUAAAAGUAAGUGACUUGACAGAUUUAAGACUGAUAUGUAGCAAAAGCAAUGGACAUUUGCAAAGUGUAAAGAAAAGAUGAGUGGAACAGGCAGAUGAAGGGCUUCUCACAUCUUUUUAUGAAACAUCUAGAAGUCCUAAUCUAACAGCUUUGAUCAAAGUUUAAAUCAAGUUUGCCUGGGGCCUAGAGAAGGGCUUUGCUAUGUCAGUGAUGAGAGGUUACCUAAUCAGAUAAGUUUGAGGUUCCCUGUUGAGAAGAUAAGUAACUCAAGGAGGGAAGAGUCCUGAAAGCCAGACAUUAGAGCGUAGAUGUUAAGGAUUGCUUUGUAGCUUGAAGAAAAAGAUGCUUGAAAACAGACAAAGCUGUUGUUAUACACAGCGGGAUGAGUACAUUAGAGAAUAUAAAAUAAUAAAAUUCGUUUGUUACUAAGCUGUAUAGUAGGCCACCAAAGUAACAAUGGCUCAGAUGGUUUUUUUGUACACUGGUGGCAUUUAUGCAGGCCAAACACCCCCUAAAAGACAGGAGUAACCGGGAUUCUCUCUGUUCUCCUAUGCUUUCACAAUCGGACCUCAUGUGACAGCAGCUUAGAUAGGGAUUAACAAGGACCUGGAGGGUUACAAGAUUUGGAAAAUAUCAAAAGGGAAAAAAAGGGCGAGAAAAAAAAACUGACAGGUUAAGUAUUUAAGAUUCUUCUUACAUAUUCAAGCCAGUAAUACUUGAAUAUGUUAGAGGAUAUCCAGCCAGCAACAGAUACACAACCCAAUUCCAUUGAAGUUGGGAAAUUGUGAUAAAUGUAAAUAAAAACAGAAUACAAUGAUUUGCAAAUCCUUUUCAACCUAUAUUCAUUUGACUACACUACAAAGACAAGAUAUUUAAUGUUUAAACUCAUAAACUUUAUUAUUUUUUUUGGAAAUAAUAAUUAACUCAGAAUUUCAUGGCUGCAACACGUACCAAAGUAGUUGGGACAGCGGCAUAUUUACCACUGUGUUACAUCAUCUUUCCUUUUAACAACACUCAAAUGUUUGGGAACUGAGGAGACUGAUUGUUUAAGCCUUGAAGGUGGAAUUCUUUCCCAUUCUUGCUUGAUGAUCAGCUUCAGUUGUUCAACAGUCCGGGGUCUCCGUUGUCGUAUUUCAUGCUUCAUGCGCCACACAUUUUCAAUGGGAGGCAGGUCUGGACUGCAGGCAGACCAGUCUAAUACCCGUACUCUUUUACUACGAAGCCACGCUGCUGUAACAUGUGCAGAAUGUGGCUUGGCAUUGUCUUGCUGAAAUAAGCAGGGGUGUCCAUGAAAAAUACAUUGCAUGGAUGGCAGCAUAUGUUGCUCCAAAACCUGUAUGUACCUUUCAGCAUUAAUGUUGCCUUCACAGAUAUGUAAGUUACCCAUGUGUUGGCCACUUAUGCACCUCCAUACCAUCACAGAUGCUGGCUUUUGAACUUUGCAUCGAUAACAGUCCGGAUGGUUCUUUUCCUCUUUGGUCCGGAGGACGCAACGUCCACUAUUUCCAAAAACAAUUUGAAAUGUGGACUCGUCAGACCACAGAACACUUUUCCACUUUGCAUCAGUCCAUCUUAGAUGAGCUCUGGCCCAGAGAAGCCGGUGGCGUUUCUGGAUGUUGUUGAUAAAUGGCUUUCGCUUUGCAUAGUAGAGUUUUAACUUGCACUUACAGAUGUAGCGACGAACUGUAUUUACUGACAGUGGUUUUCUGAAGUGUUCCUGAGCCCAUGUGGUGAUAUCCUUCACACAUUGAUGUCGGUUUUUGAUACAGUGCCGCCUGAGGGAUCAAAGGUCACAGGCAUUCAAUGUUGGUUGCCGCUUAUAUGCAGUGAUUUCUCCAGAUUCUCUGAACCUUUUGUGAUAUUAUGGACCGUAGAUGUUGAAAUUCCUAAAUUCCUUUGCAGUUGUACUUUGAGAAACUUUGUUUUUAAACUGUUUGACUAUUUGCUCAUGCAGUUGUUCACAAAGUGGUUAACCUCUCUCCAGCCUUGCUUGUGAAUGACUGAGAAUUUUUGGGGAAGCUGGUUCAAUACCCAAUCAUGGCACCCACCUGUUCCUAAUUAGCCUGCUCACCUGUGGGAUGUUCCAAAUAGGUGUUUGAUGAGCAUUCCUCAAAUUUCUCAAUAUUUUUUGCCACCUUUCCCAACUUCUUUGUCACAUGUUGCAGCCAUCAAAUUGUAAAGUUAAUGAUUAUUUAAAAAAAAAAACAAAGUUUAUCAGUUGAAUAUGAAUUUAUUGGAUAUGUUGUCUUUGUAGUAUUGCAUAUGGGUUGAUAAGGAUUUGCAAAUCAUUGUAUUCCAUUUUUAUUUACGAUUUACACAUCUUCCCAACUUCAUUGGAAUUGGGUUUUGUAUCAAGAAAAACACCUAAAGAAAUAAAUGACAAUAACAGAAACAAAUAAUAUUUAAAGCCCCCCUCCACAACACCAGGCAGAGAUAUGAAGCAAUAAUAAAAAAUAAAUAAAUUAAUAAAUAAAAAAAACAAUCAUACAGCAACCUUCUUAACUUUCUUUUGACUGUGUGAUGCAGUUUGAAGCAUGUCUCACAACUUUCUGCUUUCUACGAAAAACCCUUCCUACACAGAGAAGCUUGAGAUUUCUAUUCAUACGUAUAUAACCACUGUGUACUGUGGUCUUCACUGAAAACAGGAAUUUACCUAUUCUAGACAACAUAGCUCAGUAUUUCUGGGAUGUAAUAUAGCAUCACAUAGUGCACAACUAGAAAAGCUAUUAAAAUAUUUUUGGAACAAACUUGGGCUUAAUGGCAGAAAAGAAAGACUCUUUAAUAUAAAAAAUACUUAGCUCUUUUGCCCUUUUUGAACAUUACUCUUCUGUUCACUGAGCAACCUACAAACAUAACUUACUGUUUACAACUUAUCUUGCAUUUAAGAAUGUUCUCUCUAUUUUAUAUUGUACUUUUAAGUAAGGACUGCUGUAUCUCAACCCCUCUUACACUUCUCUCUUUCCUCCCCAUUCAGUUUCUGGUGGCACAAAUCUCAGCCCUUAGGAAAAAAAAAAACAUUCCACAUCAUUUCAAAUGCUAUCUUCUCUUCACCUUUCUCCCAAGGUCCGCCCCCAUGGGACCACCCCCUACUGCUCAGAUCUACUGACUGAUGGAGGUUGUGUAGCCCUGCUGGUUGUGGGCUUCCUCUUGGUCACCCCUCUUCUUGUGCUGGCACUGGCUGCAUACUGCCGCCUGGCUCGACAUCUUCAGCUAGGCCUGUGCUUCAUCCCAUACAGCAGGGCUGUGUACAAGAACAUGCCAGCAACCCACCACCAUGGUCUGGGUACUGGUUGCUGUGGUAGCCAAGGUAGAGCUGAUGACGGUGGGAAAGGAAAGGUCUGGGUGUGA
This is a messenger RNA of Xyrichtys novacula (pearly razorfish), 5003 nucleotides long. The record is from the annotation of a GenBank genome assembly. Lineage: Eukaryota; Metazoa; Chordata; Actinopteri; Labriformes; Labridae.